CUUGAACAAAUGAAUUACCAGUUGAACACCUGCUAUGAAAUCCUGCGAAGGUGUUAUCGCGGCUUGCCCAGGUUCCGAAGAGAUUGUUAGUAAACACGAAUGAAAAAGCUUUUUCAGCGGUGACAGUUACUAAGCCGGUGUAGUGAAUAUCUGGUCGUUUUAGAAGAAAUGAAGAAUGUAACAUGCUUGUUGCGAUCAGUUGUUAAACUGUGAAUAAUGCAAUGUCCAAGAAGACGACGCGGCGUUUUGUAUGGCUCCAAAAUAUUGCAUCCCAGGACGUUUCAGCAACUAUGGAAACUCCAUGAAAGAAACAGGCUACUGUAUUCUGAUUUCCAACUGAUGGGGACAGGGCAGCUACAUUGUAUAAAGCUAUUCCACAAAAAGACUGGAAACCUUCAAAAUAUGCAGUUGUUUGCAUCAAACAUUUUGGAGACAGUGAUUUCAAUUAUAACAAGUGAAAAAAUUCAGCUUAGACACAGACAGCAACUUCCAGAACCAGUUGAUGAAAUGACAGCUGAUGUUAUGCAUUAUGCCUCGGAUUCAAAGGAUCCUUUCAAUCUCUCUCAUAUGGCAUUGUCAAUGCCAGUAAAUAUUCAUUAUGGAAGUACAGCUGGUGCUAAACAAGAAGACAGUGACAACUCUGCUUCAUCAGAUGAUCCUUUUAGGGACUCUUUCAGCAAAUUGCAAGAUUUGGAGUAUUUUGAUACUGAUUCAUCUAGCUGGGAUCAAAGUGCAGCUAGCUUCAUGUCUUGGUCUGAUCAGGAAUUUGAAUCAGCUACAACAGAAAGAAUUCAGAAACUCAUGGAUGAUAUUGAAUGCAUCUUAUAUGAUGAACCUUUGGAAAUGCCACCUAGCAAGGAAAUUAUUGAUGAAUGCCGAAUGUGGAAGGAGGCAUUUCCACAUAUGAGAGUUAGGGGACAUGGAAUCAAGAUGAUUGCAGUGCCUCAAGAAGAGGAAUCUCAUGAAAGCAUUAUUCAAGAAGAGGUUUUUGCUGUUGAUGGAGUUGUAAAUGAUGCCAAAGAGAGCAGUUCUUUAAAAAGAAGGGAGUCAUCGACUGAUAACUCUUCUGCCCAUUGUAAGGAAGUUCCUAUAACAGAAGAAUCUAAAUCUUGCCAGCUUGAGAAUAUGGUGGAAAACUAUGUGUUACAACAACUUGCUUCAUAUAUACAGUCAGAAGUUAUUAAAAAACUUACGUGUGAUGUACAGAGUAGUGAAUGUAGUUCAGGUAAAAAGUGUGACAAAUUACCAGAUGUAUGUUUCCAAAAUUCCACUUCUCCACAAACUGUGGUAUCUGUGCUAAGUGAUUCAGAAUCUGACGACACAAAUUCAGCUCGGACAGUUUUGUCUAAAUCAUCACGUACUAGGGAGGUGCUAAUUAGCAGUUCAUCAAGAUCAGAACUUCGUGUGCAGAAUAAUAAUGCAUUUUCCACACCACGUAUGUUUGAUGUUGGGAAUUACACUGCAGAAUAUCCAUCAUUCUCUGUUAUUGGUUCAGCACCAGUGAGCUUGCCACCACCUAGGACUGCUAGUUCAUCAGUACAUGAGGCACGAUCAUUUCAUAGUGCAGCAGAAAGAAACAAAAGACAGUAUGCUGACAGACGAUUCAGUUGUGGAUUUACAGCUCGAGAGAGAUCUUCACACCAAGUCCAAGAAGCAGAUGAAAAGAAUCAAAAAUAUAAGGCAUUGCUUUACAACAGCAAUAAUCGAAAGCAAUUCUUACCACCAAAUCCACAGGAUAAAUUAAAUAAACGUUUAGUAUUACCUCCAAUUGACAAAGUGGAAACUCAGAAGGUAGGCGUAAGAAUGAACAGCAGCUUAAGAAAGUUUAGUAUCCAUGAUUAUGUCAGUGCAGAUGUGAUGUGGCUCCUGAGAAGUCUUAAUUUGAUUCCAAAUGUAACAGUAUCUCUGCCAGUAAUUAAAUAUACACCAUUGAAAAGGUUUUACUUGGUAUUUAUUACCAGAUUUAUGUGGCAUUCUUUGUGACACAAAAACAGAUGUCUAUUGUGAUUGGGGAUUUUGUAUUGAAGCAGGGAAUUAUGCAUUGAAGCAUUGUGUAUUAGGAUUACAUAGGCUACUUGUGGUAGAUAUGCAGUGAUGAUGACACUGGCCAAAUGUAGAAAGUCAAGGUAAAAUAGGCAAGAAACAUAUUCUUGAUAAAAGUGUUGCAUAUUGUUAUUAAUCUUAAAGUGCUACAAUUGAGGCAUAUUUUGUUGGACAAUGGUACUUGACAACAAAUUCCUAAUGGUAUAUACU
Schistocerca serialis cubense is the source of this 2253-nucleotide messenger RNA. RefSeq lists its product as uncharacterized. The transcript is spliced from 7 exons. NCBI's taxonomy places the organism in Eukaryota, Metazoa, Arthropoda, Insecta, Orthoptera, Acrididae. Bases 217 to 1983 code for a protein of 588 amino acids. The record is from RefSeq and is a predicted model, not a curated record.